AUGUCUACCCAAGAUGUUAUCGAAUCUAAUUUUGUCGAUGAUGUUGAUUAUGUUCAUUCAACACAUACACAAGAGGCACAAUCUCUAGGAAAUACAAGAGAUGAAAGUGAGAGUAGAAGUUCUAAAAGAAAGAGAACAUCUCCUGCAUGGGAUCAUUUUACAUUGCAAAAAAUUGAUGGUAAACUGAAGGCAGUUUGUAACAAUUGUGGGAAGAAAUUAGGGGGAGAGAGUAAUAAUGGGACUAAACAUUUGCUUGAUCAUGUGAAAAGAUGCCCAGUAAUAAAGGAACAACUUGCCAUGAAUCCUAAUCCUAAUGCAAGUCCUUCAGUCACAACUUACAAUUUUGAUCCUGAACUAGGGAGAAAAAAGUUAGCUCAUGUUUAA
Molecule: messenger RNA, 384 nt
Organism: Humulus lupulus (European hop)
Lineage: Eukaryota; Viridiplantae; Streptophyta; Magnoliopsida; Rosales; Cannabaceae
Exons: 1
Coding region: 1-384 (127 amino acids)
Molecular function (GO): DNA binding
Source: RefSeq, a predicted model, not a curated record